AUGCUGAAAAUUGCCGUCUUCCUUAUUACUGUCGCCUACUACUCGGGAGCUGAGCCAGUGCUAUGGGGUUCUCGAAUCGUUGGAACACCUGCGGGACAAUCACCAACUAUGUAUUUCCGUCUUCCCAAAAAAGCCUCGAUAGUGGCAUUGAUAGAUGGCAUACGAAUUCCGAUCGGCAUAAAAGAUGGCAAGUGUUAUCUUAAUGGUAAUCAGGAGUGGGGUUCCCCUUGUGAAAUGGAUGAAGGUAAGCAGAACUUGGACAAAACUCCUCUCUUCUAUGCACAGCUCUCACCAUUCAAUUAUUUGUCUAUUAUAAUAAGUAACCUCUCCCGGUAUCAACACUUUGUUUGGUACAUCGACAACGUGAACUACUGCACGUUGAUUCUGCGUAAAAGUGGUAGUAGGGACUGCACAAUAUUCAUGUGCCUAGGCAAAGAAAGUGUCAACAUCACUCUGAAGGACGUAUCCAAACAGGAGGCAUUACAAAUAUUAAGUCUAUAUUUUCUCACGUCUGCAGCAUUUUUCGUGCCAACUUGUACUUUUCAGAAGCCAAAGCAAGGUGUUUUGCAUACAGAUGAAGUCGAUUUGCAGACGUCGUUUCCACUUUCUCGAUUUGGGAAAGGGCAACCGAAUGUCGAAGUCGCAUUAGCUGCCCAAGGUGCAAGAAGCCAAAGUGUGGCUGCCCUAAUAGUGAAUGGCCAACUGAAGUGUAGAUGGACAGGAACGAGUCUGGAAGUAUCUCAUUCACCUUUCUGCCGUAAUAUGUCGAAUGAUACAGGAUCCGACCUGAGAACAUUUGUUUUAAAUAUUACACGGAAUGACACUGUCAAUUAUACCACAAUUGAGUGGUCUGCAGGAAAUAAAGCAUUGACAGUCAAUAUUGACUGGACACAAGAAGGUACAUCGCCAGAAAUAGAGGAAUGCAACAGCCCUGAGGUGACGCACACCACCACGAGUCUUGAGGUAACGUACACCUCCACGAUUGUGACUAUACUGCUGUCAAUGCUGAUGCUUUUGAAAACGCUAGCCAGUUGA
This is a messenger RNA of Echinococcus granulosus, 1035 nucleotides long. RefSeq lists its product as hypothetical. The transcript has 12 exons. The record is from RefSeq and is a predicted model, not a curated record. NCBI's taxonomy places the organism in Eukaryota, Metazoa, Platyhelminthes, Cestoda, Cyclophyllidea, Taeniidae. The coding region runs from base 1 to 1035 and encodes 344 amino acids.